Aspergillus versicolor CBS 583.65 is the source of this 1387-nucleotide messenger RNA. RefSeq lists its product as uncharacterized. Lineage: Eukaryota; Fungi; Ascomycota; Eurotiomycetes; Eurotiales; Aspergillaceae. The transcript has 4 exons. The record is from RefSeq and is a predicted model, not a curated record. Bases 68 to 1243 code for a protein of 391 amino acids. Gene Ontology annotation, molecular function: GTP binding.
CAAAUUCAAGUCUCCUUUUCUCGUCUACGUGCUUCAUACUACUUUUACACCCAGUAUCAAACCAACCAUGUCCGAGGCUGAACGAACCAAAGAGUGUCUCUCGGAGCUGGAGGCUCACUUUAGAGAGACCAAAACCCCUUCUGACGCACUGGUCAUUCUCGGCCGAACCGGGUCCGGUAAAUCAUCUCUUCUAGAGGAUCUCUCUGGUCUCAGCGGUUACUCGCAACAGAGUGUUGAUUCCGUCACAACGACCAUCCAACUCUGCAAAGCUAUCGUCAACGAUAAACCCUACUUCGUCAUGGACACACCGGGCUUCGAUCCCAACGCCGAGGAGAAGACAUUCCGUGAAAUCAUCCGCGGUGUGAACUCCAUCCGCCGUUUCGCCCGCAUUACCGGGCUCCUAUAUCUCACCUGCAUCCCUCAAGAACGGUUCGAUGACUUUGACCGAAAGCUAAUCCAGUUCAUCCGCGCCUUGAGUGGACCGCAGUACAUUCCCCGCGUCACGUUUAUAACAACUUUCUGGACCGCGACGCCAGGACAGGCGGCCACUUACAGCCAGCGCCUGGCGUCACUUCAGUGCAGAUGGGAGGAUGGUCUUGGCGUGCGCGGGUUGAAGACGUAUCAGCACGGCUGGGAGUACAACGGCGCAGGUGGGGAUAGAGGUGUGAUUAUUGACUGGUUUGUCAACCGCGAGCAGAUUGCGCAACAUGCGAGGGAGAUGGUUGCGAGGAAUUAUAGCAGUCCGAGUAUUGUUGCUUCGAGGAUCGAGGAGCAACUGGAUGCUAAUGUGCCCAUUCACCAAACGGACGCGGGGAGAUUGCUUGGGCUGCCUGCUCCUCGUCCGUCACAGUUUCCCACAGACGCAAACGAAGAUGCACGACCGAGAGACAAUGCCUCUUCUCAUACAGGUGCCUCUAGCCCACAUACGUCCAGCAAUGCAACCUGGGAACAAGCAGCCGCCCCGCCGCCAGGGACUUCUCCUAGUCAAGUGAUUCUCGAGGGACUCAGCUGGGUGUUCCGCAACAUUAACUUUGGCAGUGCAGCUGGAGGCGCCAGUUCAAGACCCAGCGUACUUAGAGGAGGUGGAGAUCCCUUUUCCCCUGUCGACGUGAUGAAAUCUAGAGGCCUUGACUCGAGCAGGGAGGGCAGGUUGAAAUAUGCCCAGCAACAUGGAAUUGGAGGGGUGCCUUUCUCUGCGUCGUGGGGGGAGGCAAUGCUGAGGCAUCUUCAAAGGAAUGGGUAAUACAGGGCGGCUGGAAAUAUUGUUUGGAGGGUGCAAGUGAUAUGAUGUGGCUAGUUGUUUAUAAAGGGCUAUUAUAUCUUUGACGAGGUUGCCAACAUCCAAGUUUCGGUUCCUUUCUUAAGUAGUAUAUUACCUUAGUAGCCC